GGCUAGUGGGAGGUGUCCCUGGGGGUGGGACUGGAUGAGCUUUAAGGUCCCUUCCCACCCCACCCAUCCCUGGAUUCUGUGAGUCUUUGGCUCCAGCACCAUCUUCCCUGAAAACAAGGAGGGAAGAGCUCACACCCCCUGUGGAACCAGGUGCCCUUUACGGUCCCUUCCCACCCGAACCAUCCCAGGAUUCUGGGAUUCUCCAGGAAGUUUCCAGGUACCACUUUCCCUGGAAACCACAGGAAGUCAACCCCCCCCCCCCCUUUGCAUCUGUGGGAGCUUGGAAUGCAGAGCCUGGAAUUGCUGAGCUGGGCACUCCACCCCCAGCGCUGCUGAUGGUUGUGCUGAAAAUGUUGACUGGGAAAAGCCUCUUUCCUUUCACUUUUCAGCAGCUCUGCAGCCCAGAACUGCCAGGAAUGGCUUUAUCCUGCACGAGGCAAUGGAUCCUGCUGAAUGUGGGCAGGGAAACGGGAUCAUCAGCAAAUCCAUUGUCAGGGUUUCAUUCCCAGCUGGGGCUCGGAAAGGGUUUUUUGGCAGGGCCGGUGCCAGUGCUGAAAGGAAAAAAAUUCCCCCCAAAGAACCCACCUGGGAGGGAAUUCUGCUCGUGGAGCCACAUCUAUCCGUGCUUUGAGGGUAUAAAUUGGGAUAAAAUGAGUAAGAGGCAGCAAAAAAAGGCACAGGAGAUAUUAAAUAUGUGUUAAAUAACGUGCUGGGAGAUCGUGGAAUCAUGGAAUGGGUUGGGUUGGGAGCUUAAGGAUGAUCUUGUUUCACCCCCAGGAACUCCUUCCACUAGCCCAGGUUGCUCCAAGUUCAUCCAGGGCUGGGAUUUGCCCAUCACCAGCUCAUUAUUCUGCAGAUCACUGGAGAGGUUAAAUUUGAGGCAGUGUAAGAUUUGAGUGGUUUUGGCUCUCUGGAGGAAGAGCUUUCACCAAAAUGAAGAUGUUUUUACCAAAAUGCAAUGAACUCUUUAAAUGUUCCAGUUGAAGCCUCCAGCAGUCCACAGGCUGAAGGAACAUCCCCGCUGGAUGUGGGUUCCCUGGAUGGGUUCCCUGUUGGAGCUCCCUGAGGAGCCUCUUGGCUCAGCUGCUCCCACAGACAGGAGGGUCAGGAGGGAGGAUUUGGAAGCAGCAGGACCUGAUUUCCCUCUCCACUGAGCACAGAGAGGGAAACUCCAGUGUCUGAGGAGACUGAGCCCAGGGAAUGUCAGCCCACACGGCCCCGGGGGAUCCAUGGGGAACACGAGCCAGGCAGGGCUGGAAGCAGGAGAACCAGGAAGGUUCUGGAAGGAAGACCAGGCUGGAUGAACUUGGAGCAACCUGGGAUAGUGGAAGGUGUCCCUGCCCAGGGCAGGGGGUGAGGCAGGAUCAGCUUCAAGUUCCCUUCCAAUCCAAGCCAUUCCAGGAUUCUGUGAUCCUUGGAAUUGGGUUCAUCUUUCAGAAUGCUCCUGAGAGGAUUUGGGGUUGCCUUGGGUUGGUUCUGGUUGCAAGGUAGGAUUUGGAGAUACUUCCUAAUGAGGGAAUCCUGAGUUCCAUUGGAUUUACUUAAAGUUUAUGCUGUUCACAAUGCUUCUGGAAGUUUGCUUUGCUUCUCCCCAAAAUAGCUGCCUUAUUUCAUCCUUCCUGUUUAUCCCUCCUCCCUUUGAAGCGUUCCUUGCUCCCACCUUUGUGGGGGAGAGGAGGAGGCAACGCUGGAAUUGGGAUGUUUAUCUCGGUAUAAAAAUCCACUCCUGCUCCUGCAGAGGAAAAACAGGGAAACCACAAACCCGAGGGGUUUUGGCAGCAGGAAUUGAUGGAGAAAUUAGUAACAAUUCAAUUUGUUUGGGAAAAGAAAAGGAUAUUUUCCUGCUGGUUCUACCUCGCUCUCCCAGUGCAUUAUCCCUGUGUUUGUGUGAAUACAUCUCCAUAUUUAUCCAUUAUUUAGUGACAUGGGAGAGCUUGGCAGUUUAUAAUCCAUUAAAUUCAGGCUCCCAGCAGUGAUCAAAGACCCCACAUCCCUCACAAAUCAUUCCCUGUUACCUGAAACCAGGAAAGACAGAGGGAAUCGUGGCCUCUUUUUGCAGGAAAACAGCCGAAUGUUGGAACUUCUCUCCUACUUGUUCCUAUUAACAUUUCAUCAAUGGAAUUCCAGGAGAAUUAGUAGGUGAAUCUCGGGAUUCUGUGGAUUUAUGUUGUGCAGCUUCUGGGAAAAUGUCCCUGUUGCUGAGUUAAAAGGGGGCACUCGGAGUGUCCUGAAGUCACAGGGAAAUUCCUGCAGGUUGAUUCCUGGAAAAUGAGAUGCAAGAAGAGACAAGGAGGAAAAAAACUGGGGGUUUGGGAGAUGGAGCAGAGGAAAGUCAGGAAGCAAAGGUGCUUCAGCUGCAGUUGGAUGAAGCUGCUCCGUUCCACGGCCACGGCUCCGUCGUGGCAAGUCGGGAGCCAAGGAAAAGUCUGCAGCAAAUGGAGCUGAAGAGUCAAGGAUUAAACAAUCUCUGCUGAUUUCCUGGAGGGUUUGUGCUGCUGGAUGGAUUUGCCUAAAAUAAACUGCUGCAUGCCUGGGAAAAAGGGCAGAGCAUCCCCGAGAGCUGCUCCCUGGGGAACGGCUGGGGCUGCAGAGCCAGGGGUUUGUAUCCCCCGUUAUCCACCUUUCUGUGAAAUGGGAUUUUCAAAAAGCAGAGGAGGAGGUUCAGCACCAGGUUCCCAGUCCUGGGGGUGCCAGGCUUUUAGGGAGGAGGAUUAUCCUGGAGAAUUCCUUGCCAGCGUGUUGGAUGGGGCCUGGAGUGAACGGGGACAGGUCCUGCCCAUGGCAGGGCUGGAAUGGGAUGAGCUGGAAGGUCCUUCCAACCCAACCCAUCCCGGGAUUCUGCCAUAGGAAGAACAGGGGUGUUUGGGGCAGUUUGUGGGGUUUAAGGGCUGGUUUUCCUGCUGGGACUCAGCUGGAGCUGAGUUCUUGCCCACAGGGAGGUGGGAGGGAGGGACUGGGCAAACCUCGGGAAGCUGCUCAGCUUCCAUAAAAAACUGGAUUUGGCACAUUGGCAGAGCUCCCUCCUGCACAGGAACGUUAUCCAAGGCCUCCUCUGUCCAAAUGGAAGUUACACAACGCUCUUCUUCUGACUCUGUAGUGAUUCCAGGUGGUUUGGAGUCGGUUCAUCUCCCUUUGCAGCCCGGGAGCAGCUGUGCCUGCGGAUCCCUGCGAGGGAUCAGGGCUGGAGCGUGGGCUGGAGUGUGGAAUUCUGCCCUGGGAACCCACCCCUGCCAGGAAAGCAUCACCCCCCGAGUGCAGCCCAACAUCCAGACCCCCCUCAUCCCACAGAACCGCAGUGGUCCCUCUCCCAGUUCAAGGAGGCGGCAGGACCCGACUCCUACGCUCCCAAAAAUCCCCGAGGAACAGGUUGGUGGCAUCUCCAGCCCGGAAGGCUGAGGCAGAAGAGGUUUGAAGGUCAGAGAUGGACCAGUGGGAAAAAUGGGGAGCUUUGGGAACCGCCUCCUGACUUCCAUUUCCUACGUUCCAGGAUAUCCAGGUGGAGUAAAACCUUUCCCCCCUUGUUUCUGAGGCUCUUUCCUUCCUCGGGGUUGAAUUCCCGUGUCUUGAGGUUGAGCUGCAGAAGGGAAACUUGCUGUGGAAGAGAGUUGGAGACUUUUUUUAUUUUUUUAAGAUAAUUGUGAUUUAACCUAAAUUUUCAAGCCCAGAGUCACAGGAUGGAUCCAGACUCUUUUUUUUUGGCCACAGUAAAAGGAACUUUCAAGCUUCAAAUUUCAGCUGUUGGACAAACUGAAAAGAGCCAUUACUGUGCCCUCCACCCUCCAUUAACUGUUUUGAAACAUUGUGCAGCACAAAGAAAUAACUUUUUUUUUUUGCUUAUUUCAACACAAUUACUGCCUCUUGAAAAAAAGGGAUUCCUGGAGGGGAUUCCUGGAUACCCUUAGUAAGGAUGAACCACUUCAACCUCCAUUAGACAGGGCUGGAAUUAGAUCAAGUGCUCCAGGAAAUGACAGAAAUACCCCUCAAAAAAGGAAAAAAACCAACCCAAAAAAUCAACAACCCCCCAAAUUUGUCAGAUUUUACCAACUGGGUUUGAUCCCCAAGCCCUGGAGCAGAGAGUGUGUCCGUAGGGAUGUGGAAUGGCCUGCAGGGGGACACAGGGAAUGCUGUGGGUCUGUCCCUGCUGCUGCUCUCUGGAUCCUCCAAGUCCUGGAGUGGUCCCUGAUCCUUAAAAACUUGGGGUAGAAUGCUUGGAAAACGGGAAUUUAUUUUUCAAGCAGGGAUUACUGUAAAAAAUGUCACCAAAACGAGGAGUUUGGCACCGCGGGAGGAUUUCACUGCCCGGCUUUCCCGCUGGCUUUGGGGAUGAAGUUUGUGGGAUUUAACUGGCAAAACUCUUCCACUUGGACGUGGCCUUCCCAAAGGAACACCUGGAUCCUCCAGCCACGUCCCUGCCUUUUAACCUGAGCCUGAAGAAGAAACUGAAAUAUUCGGGAAUUCUGUUCCUCCCAAAGAAAAGCUGCUUUGAGGGAUCAACCCCGAAUUCCGUUUUAUCAACGAGGAUUUUGUAGGUUCUGUGUUGGGCACUCCAGGUAUUGGAGAUGUUCAUCCCAGGUUUGUUGGGAGCAGGGAACCAAAGGCUCUGGGAGGUAAGAACACAGAAUUAUUCCACCUUUUUCCAGGAAUCCUCUUUGCUCUUCGCUGACCCCAGGGGAGAAUUCCCUGGCAGCAUUUUCCCUGCUCAGCAGUUGCUCUGCCCUUGGACUGGUGAUUUUCUGUUGUUUAUUCGAUAUUUAAUAUUAAUCACCUCCUGGACUUCAAUAAUUCACUGUCAGGGAUUCAAAUAUAAUUCACAGUUUGUCCUCAAGGAGCUUUUCUGUCACUUCUCGUUCUGUUCUGCUCCUCCUCGUCAUCAGCUCUGGAAGCUGGGAGAGAAAAACAGGUAAAAAAUUUGGGAUUAAAAAGGUAAAAGGUAAAAAAAAAUUGGGAUAAAAAAGGUAAAAGACUUUAUUCCAGGCCUCUGUGCAUUCCUGACCGUGUUCUAAAAACCAGUUUUAAGUUCCUGGUGUAAAAUCCAGCUCAGCCUUUGGGCUGGACUUGAAUAAACCCAGGAUUUGUGGGUUCCUUUGGUCUCCCCAGCGCUGCUCCAGUGAUCCCUGAACAGCAGAAAAUCAAGGAGCAGGAGUUCCAAACAUGUUUUCCAGGGCUAAUUCCAGAGUCUAAACAUCAACUCUGCUGGGACAGACUUAUUUGCAGGAUGAGGUGCCAGGCAGGGCUUGGUUUGAAGGAUCAGGAGAAGGAGGCACAGGAACAGGGAUCUCCUGGAUCUCCUCUGUUCCCAUUCCUGCAGCUUGGACACCCUCCCCUGGUGGGAAUAUUGAACAUCCUGAUCCUUAGAAAGCGAUAUUCCCAAAAUGGGAUCACACCCAGGUUCCCAGAGGUGCCCAUUCCGUGGCCCCCACCCUCCCUGUGCUCUUCAGGAUUUAUGGAAAAUAUGGAAAACUUUCCAAUGUUCCCUCGCAUUUCCCGACAUUGAGGUUCAGGCUCUACUGAUUUAUUGGUAAUAUAUAGAAAUAUAUUAUUUAAAUGUGGUAUUUUCGGUGGUUUUUCCUCAGUGAAAAUCCCUGUGGGAGCAAUUUCAUCCAAGGUUCAAGAUUCCCUGGCAAAAUCCCUCGUCCAGGACAUUCUCUUUAGAAACAAUCACUUGGUGAAGCUGCAGAAUUCCGCUGAAAAUACGAACUCUGUGAUGGAGAAACUGCCUUUGGUUGUUCCUUCCUGGGAAAUAAGUGCCAGGGAUUUCUAAGCAGGAAAAAUGAGGCAAUUUUAGCCAGUUCUUCAAAUUUAAUUGGGAUUUUAUUUCUUUCUCUGCUCUGUUACUCCCUUAAACUCUGCUCUUUGCACAGGGAAGGCAGAAGGUGAUGAAAGCAUCCCUUGGGAAUAGGGUUGGGAGUGGGAUGUGCCAAUAAUAAACUGGGAACAUCAGUGGGGCAAAACUGGGGGGGUUGGGGCUUCCCAGAGAUUGGAGCUUCCAGGGGAGCAGAGAAUAAGGGAAUUGCUGAUGGAUCUCCUGGUGGACGCUGUGGUUUGCAGGGAAUGUGUGUCCAGCACUUCCUGGGAGGUAAAUCGUGAUUAAUGCGGGAAUUAACUGUGGGAAUUGCAUGGAAUUACUGGGAAUUGCUGUCAGGAGGGUGUUGGAGGUGAUGUUCCCGUUGGAAAGGCCCCACCAGGAACACAUGGGGUGCUUUUCCCUUUGGAGAUGCUCCAUCAGGAGCAUGAGGGGUGAUGUUCCUGUGGAAAGGCUCCACCAGGAGUACAAGGGGUGAUGUUCCUGUUGGAAAGGCUCCACCAGGAGUGUGUGGGGUGAUGUUCCUGCUGGAGAUGUUCCACCAGGAGUACAAGGGGUGAUAUUCCUGUUGGAGAUGCUCCACCAGGAGCACAAGGGUGCUUUUCCUGCUGGAGAUGCUCCACUAGGAGCACAAGGGGUGAUGUUCCUGUUGGAAAGGCUCCCCCAGGAGCACGAGGGGUGAUGUUCCUGUUGGAAAGGCUCCCCCAGGAGCUGCCCUGUGCCCCCCUCACGCUGUGCCCGCUGUGUUGCAGGUAUGGUGUGAAUAUGCGUUGCUUGGCAGCUCGGGUCAACUACAAGACUCUGAUCGUCAUCUGUGCCCUGUUCACGCUGGUGAUGGUGCUGCUGUGGAACCGCUGCUCCUCGGACACCUCCGGCCCCUUCCCGCGGAUCCCGCCGGGGCUGGAGCGCCGCGGGAUGGCCGAGGACGAGCCCAGGCAGCACAGUGAGGAGACCUCCCCCCAGGAGCAGCAGAAAGCCCCCCCUGUGGCCGGGGCAGGCAGGGCCCCCGCGCCCAAGUACGAGGAGAUUGACUGUGUGAUCAACGAGGAGCACACCGUGAAGGGCAGGAGGGAGGGCAACGAGGUGUUCCUGCCCUUCAGCUGGGUAGAGAAAUACUUUGAGGUUUAUGGGAAAAUUGCUCAGUACGAUGGUUAUGACAGGUUUGAAUUCUCUCAUAGCUACUCCAAAGUAUACACACAGCGGGCUCCCUACCACCCCGACGGGGUCUUCAUGUCCUUCGAGGGCUACAACGUCGAGGUCCGGGACAGGGUCAAGUGCAUCAGCGGGGUUGAAGGAGUUCCCCUCUCCACCCAGUGGGGGCCCCAGGGCUACUUCUACCCCAUCCAGAUCGCCCAGUACGGGCUGAGCCACUACAGCAAGAACCUGACGGAGAAGCCGCCGCACGUGGAGGUUUAUGAGACAGCCGAGGACAAGGACAGGGGCAGGGCCGGGGACUGGGCCGUGCCCAAGGGCUGCUCCCUGACCACAGUGUGGGACAAAGCCAAGCUCACCGGGGUCAAACAGUUCUCUGCUCCAGACACCAGCGAGGGGGUGUCCCUGCAGCUGGGGAACACCCGGGACUUCAUCAUCUCCUUCGACCUCAAGUUCGUGACCAACGGCAGCAUUUCGGUGGUGCUGGAGACGACGGAGAAGAACCAGCUGUUCACGGUGCACUACGUGUCCAACACGCAGCUCAUCGCCUUCCGCGACAGGGACAUCUACUACGGCAUCGGGGCGCGCACCAGCUGGAGCACCCUGACCAGGGACCUGCUCACCGACCUGCGCAAGGGCGUGGGGCUCUCCAACACCAAGGCCGUGAAGCAGACCAAGAUCAUGCCCAAGCGGGUGGUCCGGCUGGUGGCCAAGGGCAGGGGCUUCCUGGACAACGUCACCAUCUCGGCCACGGCGCACAUGGCCGCCUUCUUCGCCGCCAGCGACUGGCUGGUGAGGAACCAGGACGAGCGGGGCGGGUGGCCCAUCAUGGUGACCAGGAAGCUGGGGGAGGGCUUCAAAUCCCUGGAGCCGGGGUGGUACUCGGCCAUGGCGCAGGGCCAGGCCAUGUCCACGCUGGUGCGGGCCUACCUGCUGACGCGGGACGCGGCCUUCCUGGGCGCGGCCCUCAGGGCCACCGCGCCCUACAAGCUGCCGGCGGAGCAGCGCGGGGUCAAGGCCGUGUUCAUGAACCGGCACGACUGGUACGAGGAGUACCCCACGUCCCCCAGCUCCUUCGUGCUCAACGGCUUCAUGUACUCCCUCAUCGGGCUCUACGACCUGAAGGAGACGGCGGGCGAGAAGCUGGGCCGGGAGGCGCGGCUGCUCUACGAGCGCGGCAUGGAGUCCCUCAAGGCCAUGCUGCCGCUCUACGACACCGGCUCGGGCACCAUCUACGACCUGCGCCACUUCAUGCUGGGCACGGCGCCCAACCUGGCCCGCUGGGACUACCACACCACCCACAUCAACCAGCUGCAGCUCCUCAGCACCAUCGACGACUCGCCCAUCUUCAAGGAGUUCGUCAAGAGGUGGAAGAGUUACCUGCGGGGCGGGCGGGCCAAGCACAACUGAGCUGCCACCAAAGCCGCCGGCCGGGUGACGGCCCCGCUUCUCUACGGCCCGUUCAAAGAAGUGAUCCUUAGAACUGCUCUCCUGAAAUCACUGCAUUCCAGGGUGGGAACCUUUGGGUCCGAGGGGUGGGGCCGGGGAGCGUCACCCGUCCCCUGCGCUCCGCGAAGCGAAACCCCCCCUGCUCCUGAGUCUGAGGCUGGGUUUUGUCGGGUUUUAGUUUUCCUUUUUGCAGGAAAAUGUUUGCAGAAGCCAUAGAGGUCUCGAAAGCCCCGCAGGCCUCGCCUGAAGAGUUAAUCCGUGGCCUCUUAAACUGAGUCUUAUGUGUCUCUGUGGGAACAGCUCCUGUGGUGUGACGCCGUCGAUGUGACUUCACUCGUAGCCUGGGUAGUGCACAGUGUAUCUUUUAGAGGCGGGGGUGUUUUUUAAUAGGAAUUCUUUUCUCGGGGUGACAAAUACACCUUUUUAAGUUUUUCCCCAGUCCUCUGGCUGGAGAUCCUUUAGCUGGAGGGUUUCUCCCCAGACGUGUGGGCGGAGGACGCGCGGCCGGCGCCACGUAAGCACAACUCGGUGGGGCUCGCGGGGCCCCCGGAGCCUGAGCCUCAUCACCCCCAGGUUCACCAUCACCCCUCACUGGUGUCACCUCGGAGCUUGGAUCCCUCCUCUGGAGCCUGAUGUCCUGUCUUGGGUUUUGUGAUUCCCUCUGAGAGGUUUCUCUGAGCUUUGGCCGCUUCUUUUUGGGGACACUCGUGGCGAGUUGCUGAGCGGGACGUGGAGCUCGUCCCGAGUCGCUCAGGAAAUUCAGUCGGGGUUCAUUAAGGUUUUCCUGAGGUGAUUUUAAUUUUUAACCUGCUCGAUCCAUCAAGCACUUUAGAAAUUGAAGUUACCUCAGAGGGCUCUGCAGCUCUGCCUGGGCUUUAAUUCCUGAGAGGUUGUGGCUGCCCCAUCCUCUUGGAAGUGUCCA
Molecule: messenger RNA, 9326 nt
Organism: Pipra filicauda (Wire-tailed manakin)
Lineage: Eukaryota; Metazoa; Chordata; Aves; Passeriformes; Pipridae
Product: D-glucuronyl C5-epimerase
Exons: 4
Coding region: 6485-8365 (626 amino acids)
Biological process (GO): heparan sulfate proteoglycan biosynthetic process
Cellular component (GO): Golgi apparatus; membrane
Molecular function (GO): heparosan-N-sulfate-glucuronate 5-epimerase activity; oxidoreductase activity; calcium ion binding
Source: RefSeq, a predicted model, not a curated record